This is a messenger RNA of Chanos chanos (milkfish), 810 nucleotides long. It is a transcript of the gene c1ql1l2, whose product is annotated as complement component 1, q subcomponent-like 1-like 2. The coding region runs from base 1 to 810 and encodes 269 amino acids. Lineage: Eukaryota; Metazoa; Chordata; Actinopteri; Gonorynchiformes; Chanidae. The record is from RefSeq and is a predicted model, not a curated record. Gene Ontology annotation, molecular function: protein binding. The transcript has 2 exons.
AUGCUGGUGUUGGUGCUGGUGGUACUCAUCCCUGUCCUGGUCAGCUCUGUGAAUACCGAAAGCGGGCAUUACGAGAUGCUGGGCACCUGCCGCAUGGUCUGCGACCCGUACCUCAACAACAAGGGCGCGGCGGCGGGGGCGGGCGGCACAGCGAGUACCGGAUCCACGGGCGUCCAGGCCGAAGCCGAAGCCCUGGCCGACCACAGCAACAUGCCACCCCUCUCCACGCUCGUCCAGGGGCCGCAGGGGAAGCCGGGAAGACCGGGCAAACCCGGACCCCCGGGCCCUCCCGGAGAGCCCGGUCCCCCGGGUCCGGUGGGGCCCCCGGGUGAUCGAGGGGAUAGAGGACGGGGCGGUGUUUUGGGGGGUCCUGGUUCUAACGGAGCUAUCAGUACGGUUACAUACGCCACUCACCCGCGGGUGGCCUUCUAUGCGGGGCUGAAGAAUCCACACGAAGGCUACGAGAUUCUCAAGUUCGACGAUGUGGUGACCAACAUGGGUAACAAUUACGAUGGCACGUCGGGCAAAUUCAUCUGCAGCGUUCCCGGCACAUACUUCUUCAUCUACCAUGUCCUUAUGAGAGGGGGAGACGGCACCAGCAUGUGGGCUGACCUCUGUAAGAAUGGACAGGUGCGAGCGAGUGCGAUAGCUCAGGACGCGGAUCAGAACUACGACUACGCCUCCAACAGCGUGAUCCUCCAUCUCGACGCCGGCGACGAGGUCUACAUCAAAUUAGACGGGGGCAAAGCCCACGGCGGGAACAACAACAAAUACAGCACGUUCUCGGGAUUCAUACUCUACGCCGACUGA